Messenger RNA from Prosopis cineraria, 3227 nucleotides. RefSeq names its product protein SEMI-ROLLED LEAF 2. The record is from RefSeq and is a predicted model, not a curated record. NCBI's taxonomy places the organism in Eukaryota, Viridiplantae, Streptophyta, Magnoliopsida, Fabales, Fabaceae.
UUAUUAUUGAAUUUCAGCGGAGGGUUUGUAGUUUCACGGGAAAAUGGGGGUUAUGUCCAGGCGGGUUGUACCCGUCUGUGGUAACCUCUGUUGCAUUUGUCCUUCUUUGAGGGCAAGUUCAAGACAGCCGGUGAAGCGCUACAAGAAGUUGCUUGCUGAUAUCUUCCCGCGUAAUCAGGAUGCUGAGCCUAAUGAUAGGAAAAUCGGAAAGCUAUGUGAAUAUGCCUCCAAAAAUCCGCUGAGAAUUCCAAAGAUCACUGAUAACCUGGAACAAAGAUGUUACAAGGAUUUGCGUUGUGAAAAUUUUGGUUCGGUGAAAGUUGUCUUGUGCAUAUACAGGAAAUUUAUAUCGUCAUGCAAGGAGCAGAUGCCACUAUUUGCUAAUAGUUUUUUAGGGAUCAUUCGAACUCUUUUAGAACAAACUCGAGCUGAUGAAAUGAGGACCUUAGGUUGCCAAGCACUAGUAGACUUUAUAAAUUGCCAGACAGAUAGUACAUACAUGUUCAGUUUAGAGGGUCUCAUCCCUAAACUGUGUCAAUUGGCUCAAGAAGUCGGAGAAGAUGAUAGAGUCUUGCGUCUACGUUCAGCUGGACUUCAAGCUCUAUCUUAUAUGGUGCAAUUCAUGGGCGAGUACUCACAUCUUUCCAUGGAUUUUGACAAAAUUAUGUCUGUGACAUUGGAGAAUUACAUGCAUCUCCAAACAAAACUCAACCAUGCUAACGUAGAGAAACUUACUGGAACUGAGAUGGACUUCAUGUUGGAUGCUGCUAAGGAUCCUGCUUAUUGGUCGAAGGUUUGCUUAUGUAAUAUGGCGAAAUUGGCAAAGGAAGCUACAACUGUGAGGCGUGUUCUUGAACCACUUUUUCAUAAUUUUGAUACUGAAAAUCAGUGGUCUCCGGAAAAAGGAGCUGCUCGUUCCGUUUUAAUGUAUCUGCAAUCCCUUUUGGCGGAAUCAGGAGAUAACUCCCAUCUUUUGCUGUCCAUGUUGAUCAAGCACUUGGAUCAUAGGAAUAUUGCAAAGCAACCUAUUCUGCAGAUUGAUAUUGUUAAGAUCACCUCACAACUUGCAGAAAAUGUUGAGCAGCAGGCCUCAGUUGCAAUUGUUGGUGCAAUAUCUGACCUCAUUAAACAGUUAAGGAAGUGCUUGCAAAAUUUAGCUGAAGCUUCCGAUGUUGGAAGUGAUGAAUAUAAGUUACAUAUCGAACUUCAGUCUGCUUUGGAAAUGUGUAUAUUACAACUUUCAAACAAGGUUGGGGAUGCAGGGCCCAUUCUUGAUAUGAUGGCAGUGGUGUUAGAGAAUAUCUCAAAUGGUACUAUAACAGCACGCACCACGAUCUCUGCUAUUUAUCAAACUACAAAAUUGAUCUCUUCUAUCCCUAAUGAAUCAUAUCACAAGAAGGCUUUCCCAGAUGCUUUAUUUCAUCAAUUGCUUAUGGCAAUGGCUCAUCCAGACUAUGAAACACGAAUAGGGGCACAUAGUGUCUUCUCUAAAGUGCUUAUGCCAUCUCUUUUUUCUCCAUGGUUAGACAAGAAAAACAAGAAGAUUCAGAAGGUAGAAAGUGAAAGCUUUGCCAUUCAUGAUCAGAAUUUUGUCAGCAAAGAACCUUUGAAGAGGGAACCAUCAGAGGGAAAGACAAAAGCAGGUGCCAAUGGGAAAUAUGCAUCUAAUGUAUUUCGUGUUUGCAGCUUUACCCGUGCUCUCACUGAUGGAAAAGAUGAGCUGAGUUCUCUUCGAUUAAGUAGUCACCAAGUGAGUCUCUUGCUUUCUUCAAUCUGGGUACAGGCAACAUCCGCAGAAAAUGGCCCUGAGAAUUUUGAGGCAAUGGCUCACACCUAUAGCAUUGCUUUGUUGUUUACUCGUUCUAAGACAUCCAGUCACAUGGCUUUAGUAAGAUGUUUCCAACUGGCAUUCUCCCUUAGGAGUAUCUCUUUGGAUCAAGAAGGAGGCUUACAACCAUCACGCAGGAGAUCCCUUUUCACCUUGUCAUCAUACAUGCUUAUAUUUUCUGCCAGGGCAGGCGAUUUUCCUGAUCUGAUUCCAAUAGUUAAAGCGUCCCUGACAGAGAACACUGUAGAUCCUUUUCUUGAGUUGGUCGAUGACUUCCAACUGCAGGCCGUUUAUAUAGAAUCAGAGAAGAUAUCUUAUGGAUCUCAGGAAGAUGAAACCGAUGCUAUGAGGUCACUUUCGGCCAUAGAAUUGGAUGAUAGGCAGUUGAAAGAGACUGUAAUAUCAUACUUCAUGACUAAAUUUGCAAAAUUAUCAGAGGAUGAGUUGUCCAGCAUAAAGAAGCAACUUCUACAGGGCUUUUCACCUGAUGAUGCAUAUCCAUCAGGACCUCCUUUGUUUAUGGAAACACCACGGCCAAGUUCUCCACUAGCUCAGAUUGAGUUCUCAGACUUCGACGAGAUCAUGGCUCCAGUGGCCUUGAUGGAUGACGAGAUGGGGCCUGAACCAAGCAGAAGCCAGUCAGAUAGCAAAACAUCACUCUCUUUCAAUAACCCUGACAUUCUAAGUGUUAAUCAACUCUUAGAAUCGGUUCUGGAGACUGCCCGUCAAGUUGCUAGUUUCCCCAUGUCAUCAACUAUUGUGCCUUAUGACCAAAUGAAGAACCAGUGUGAGGCGCUUGUGACGGGGAAACAACAGAAGAUGUCAAUUCUUCACAGUUUCAAGCACCAAGAGACUAGGGCGAUAGUUCUUUCAAGUGAAAAUGAAACACAAUUUCCCUUCUUACCAACUAAGACCCUGGAAUAUUCAAAAGGAGACAUGGCAUUGACCACUCAGGAGCAAAUCCAAGCGCAAGAUAUGGUUCGCCUAUCUGCACAAUAUGACCCUGGACAGCAGCAUACUUUGAGACUACCACCUUCAAGUCCCUAUGAUAAGUUCCUGAAAGCUGCUGGAUGCUAAUAGAAUUUAAAUCUUAGAGAUCACUUUCUCUGUCGUUUGUUCAAUCUCCCAAGCAGUUGGCAAUUUAUUCAUUCUUUCUUUUAAGAGUUAAUCAUAAUCUUUCUUUGGAUGUUUUCUUACCAUUCGUGCCCAUCAGUGCAUAAAAUGGGCGGAGAGAGUGUAUGCCAGUCUCUUUUUCUUUUCCUGUUGUGGGAGCAGAUUUUUCCCCCAGCAAGUGCAUGAUUUUGGUGACAAUUGUUUAUACAACUUGUGGUCUAUACUUCUACAAUUAAUACGGUCUAUACAUGUAAAAUUAAUUUUUCCCUUGCGUUUAUGCUAGUCA